Polyodon spathula (Mississippi paddlefish) is the source of this 4783-nucleotide messenger RNA. RefSeq lists its product as uncharacterized. Bases 732 to 4742 code for a protein of 1336 amino acids. Gene Ontology annotation, biological process: DNA integration. Gene Ontology annotation, molecular function: nucleic acid binding. Lineage: Eukaryota; Metazoa; Chordata; Actinopteri; Acipenseriformes; Polyodontidae. The transcript has a single exon. The record is from RefSeq and is a predicted model, not a curated record.
GCCAAAGCUGAAGGUUACUUACCCGGCCUGUCCUACCUGGACACUGCAAGAGGCAUCAAGCCUAUUCUGGAGAAGCUCCCCUUCAGCAUGCAGGAGAAGUGGAUGUCACAGGGGACCAGAUACAAACAGGUGCAUGGUGUUAGCUUCCCACCCUUCUCGUUCUUCUCUGGUUUAAUUCAUGCAGAAGCAAAAAUGAGGAACGACCCAAACUUCAUCACAUCCACUUCCAGCGCAGCGCCGCCUAAAGGAGAGAAAUUCUCAACGAGAACAGCGAGAGCCCCUAUCACAGUGCACAAGACAGAAUUGGACAACGCCAUCCAGAAAGAUGAAUCCAAGAAGGAGGACCCUAACAAACAAUACCCUAUCCACAAAAAGCCGCACCCCCUGCGAAAGUGUAGAGGCUUUAGGGAGAAAACCCUAGAAGAGAGAAAAACCUACCUUAGAGAGAACUCUGUAUGUUUUAGGUGUGUCUCCUCAACAGCACACCAGGCGAAGAACUGUAAAGCUGUCAUCCAGUGCUCUGAGUGCGAAAGCGACAAGCAUAUUGCAGCUCUUCACGCCGGUCCUGCCCCUUGGUCUCACAAAGAUGCCGUCAGCUCCUCCACAAGUCUCCCUCCUCUCCAGUUGCCACGUCCACCUGUACUGAGGUCUGUGGAGACAGUCCCCCGGGGAAGUCUUGCUCCAAGAUCUGUCUUGUUAAUGUUUAUCCAGAAGGUCAUCCUGAGAAGAAGAUGAGAACAUACGCCAUUCUGGAUGACCAAAGUAACAAGUCUUUGGCUAGGUCAGCCUUCUUCAAGAUAUUCAACGUAGCCAAUGAUGCCUCACCCUACACCCUCAAGACGUGCUCAGGUAUCUCGGAGACUGUAGGCCGGCGUGCAAGAGGCUUCAUUGUGGAAUCAGCUGAUGAAAAGACCUGUUUACCUCUUCCCACGCUCAUCGAGUGCAACGAGCUCCCAGACAAUAGGGCCGAAAUCCCUACACCAGAUGUAGCAAGGUACCACCCUCACCUCAAGUUCUUAGUCACCAAGAUACCUCCUCUGAACCCCCAAGCAGAGAUACUGCUACUUCUAGGGAGAGACAUCAUCCAGGUGCACAAGGUGCUAGAGCAGCGCAACGGGCCCCUGCACACUCCCUUCGCACAGCGCCUAGCCCUCGGCUGGGUGAUAGUGGGAGAUGUCUGUCUCGGAGGGGCACACAAACCUUUACCAGUUAACGCCUUCAAGACAAACAUUCUGGAGAACGGACGCCCCAGCUUCAUGAGUCCUUGUCUCAGCAGCUUCCAUGUUAAGGAGAACUUCAGCCACACACACCAGCCUCGAAGUUCUGGCACCAUGUCCCUGAAGCAGAGAUGCACGCCAGCCGACACGGCAAGCCUCAUGGGCAAAUCUGUCUUCUGCUACACUAAGGAUGAUGACAAACCAGCUCCUUCAAUGGAGGAUCUCGCCUUCCUGAAGAUGAUGGAGAAAGAGUUCCAUCAGGAUGCAUCAAACAGCUGGGUUGCUCCGCUCCCUUUCCGUAGCCCAAGGCAACGUCUCCCCAAGAACCGCGAUCAGGCCAGCAAUCGCCUCGCCUCACUCACACGCACGCUCAAGAAACGUCCAGAGAUGAAGGACCACUUCAUUGAGUUCAUGUGCAAAAUCUUUGAGAAUGGGCACGCUGAAAUCGCUCUACCCCUACAAGCAGAAGAAGAGUGCUGGUAUCUUCCGAUCUUCGGGGUGUAUCAUCCACAAAAACCUGGACAGAUAAGAGUGGUAUUCGACUCCAGUGCCCAGCACCAUGGGGUAUCUCUGAAUGAUGUCCUGCUUACUGGUCCCAACAUGAACAACAGCCUGCUUGGGGUACUGCUACGGUUCAGAAAAGAACCAGUGGCUGUGACAGCAGACGUGCAGCAGAUGUUCCAUUGCUUCGUUGUUCGUGAAGACCAUCGUAACUACCUGCGAUUCCUCUGGUAUCGCAACAACGACUUGGAUGACGAAGUUGUGGAGUACAGGAUGCGGGUCCAUGUUUUCGGUAAUAGCCCAUCCCCAGCAGUGGCCAUGUAUGGCCUCAGGAGAGCCGCCUUAGAGGGCGAGAGGGAUUACGGAGCAGAGGCAAGGCACUUCGUCGAGAGGAACUUUUACGUCGACGACGGUCUCGUAUCCCUCCCCACAGAGAAGGAAGCCAUCACUCUUCUUCAGAACACUCAAGAGAUUUUGGCCCUCUCCAACUUACGCCUGCACAAGAUCGCCUCUAACAAGGCAGAGGUCAUGAGAGCCUUUCCUCCAGACGACCUAGCUAAGGGGCUGAAGGACCUGGAUCUGAGUGUCGACUUCCCUCCCAUGCAGAGAAGUCUCGGGGUGAGCUGGGACAUCGCAGAGGACGUCUUCACAUUUCAGGUGUCUUCAGCAGAGAAACCAUACACUAGACGUGGAGUCUUGUCGACGAUAAACAGCCUGUUUGACCCGCUUGGAUUUGCCGCCCCGGUAAGCAUUCGAGGAAGGUCUCUACUCAGAGAGCUCACCAUGGAGGCUUGUGACUGGGAUGCCCCUCUCCCAGAAGAGAACCUCAAGGAAUGGAAGCUGUGGAGAGACUCACUGAAGGAGCUUGAACAGGUCAAGAUCUCUCGCACAUACACCUCUACCUCUCUCAGCCAAGCACACAAGAAAGAGAUGUGCGUCUUCUGUGAUGCCUCCACGAACGCCAUCGCAGCAGUAGCUUACCUGAAGACAACUGAUGCCAGUGGGAACAUAGAUGUUGGCUUCAUCUUUGGUAAGGCUAAGCUCGCUCCAUGUCCUGAGAUCACCGUUCCAAGACUCGAGUUGUGCGCUGCUGUUCUAGCUGUGGAAAUAGCAGAAGCAAUCGUCGAUGAGAUUGACAUCCAACUCGAUGUUGUCACAUUCUACUCUGAUAGUAAAGUGGUCCUUGGUUACAUUCACAACGACGCCAGACGAUUCUACGUAUAUGUGAAUAACAGGGUGCAACGUAUCAGGAGAUCUACCAGCCCACAGCAGUGGAAGCACGUCCCUACUGACCAGAACCCUGCUGAUCAUGCCUCAAGAUCAGCCCCAGCAGGCAGCCUGACUCAUAGCACAUGGUUGACUGGACCAGCUUUCUUGUUCAGGUCAGCAGAGCCAGAAACCCUUCACACACCUUUCGACUUGGUUGAUCCCGGAUCUGACUAUGAGAUCCGCCCCCAAGUUGCUUGUCACGCCACCAAUGUCUCCAGCAACAAGUUAGACCCCAAGCACUUCGAAAGGUUCUUAAGCUGGCAAGCACUGACACAUGCAACAGCAAGGCUUGUGCAUGUUGCUCACUCCUUCAAGGUAGGCAGCAGCUGCAAAGGAUGGCACAUCUGCAAAAAACCCUGCUCCACCGAAGACCUGGAUCAAGCCAAGAAUAUCAUAAUCCGCAGUCUGCAACACGACGCCUUUCAAGAGGAAUUGGAAUGCAUCAGAGAAGGUAAGGCCAUUCCUAAGCAGAGCCCACUCUUCAGUCUGUGCCCCUACAUUGAUGAUUCAGGCUUACUGAGGAUUGGAGGACGUCUGUCCCAAGCAAGCCUAGGUAAAGAUGAAAUCAACCCUCUCAUCCUGCUUGGACGGAGCCACAUCGCGACUCUACUCAUCCGUCACCACCACGAGCAGGUCCACCAUCAAGGGCGCCACUUCACUGAGGGUUCCUUGAGAGCAGCUGGUCUGUGGGUCAUCGGUGGAAAACGGCGCGUCAGCAGCAUACUCUAUCAAUGUGUCAUCUGCCAAAGACUACGUGGGAGGAUAAAGACUCAGAAAAUGUCUGACUUACCUGUGGAUCGCCUCAGCACUGACCCUCCUUUCUCUUUUGUUGGGUUAGAUAUAUUUGGGCCAUGGAUGGUUACAGCACGUCGCACCAGGGGUGGACUAGCAAGCAGUAAACGCUGGGCUGUGCUGUUCACAUGUAUGAACACCAGGGCCAUACACAUUGAAGUCAUUGAGUCGAUGGAUUCCUCAAGUUUCAUAAAUGCUCUGCGACGGUUCCUUUCCAUCAGAGGACCAGCCAAACAAAUCAGGUCCGACUGUGGUACAAACUUUAUCGGGGCCUGCAGAGAGCUGAAGAUGGAGGCCGUUCAGAGUGACAAGGAGGUCCAAGAGUACCUAGGUGACAAAGGGUGUACUUGGGUCUUCAACCCACCACACUCAUCUCAUAUGGGAGGCAGCUGGGAGAGAAUGAUUGGCAUUACGAGGCGUAUCCUGGAUUCCAUGCUGCUGAAGGUGGGUCCAUCCAGGCUUACUCACGAAGUCCUGACUACUUUCAUGGCGGAAGUCUCAGCCAUCGUGAAUGCUCGUCCAUUGGUUCCUGUGUCCACGGAUCCAGACUUCCCCCUCAUCUUGACGCCAGCGACACUCCUCACCCAAAAGGUUGCUGUAAUUCCUCCUCCCCAAGGUGAAUUCAACGAGAAAGACCUCUUCAGCCGGCAGUGGAGGCAAGUUCAAAGCCUUGCCAACACCUUCUGGCACCGCUGGAGAAAGGAGUAUCUUCCUACCCUGCAGAGCCGUAGGAAGUGGCAGAAAGAGAAACCCAACCUUAAGGAGGGAGACAUUGUGAUGCUGAGAGACAGUCAAGUGAAAAGGAACGACUGGCCCAUGGGCAUCGUUGUGAAGACCUUUCCUGGCAGAGAUGGGAAAGUAAGAAAGGUUGAAGUCAAGACAGCAAGACAGGGGUCAUGCAAGACCUUUCUGCGUCCAGUUUCAGAGACUGUCCUACUCUUCUCUCCAGAGACUGAUAAGUAACUUUAAGUUCUAGUGUUAAUGUUGGCAUCUUUACAGAUACC